Amphimedon queenslandica is the source of this 370-nucleotide messenger RNA. RefSeq names its product chromodomain-helicase-DNA-binding protein 8-like. The transcript is spliced from 3 exons. NCBI's taxonomy places the organism in Eukaryota, Metazoa, Porifera, Demospongiae, Haplosclerida, Niphatidae. Bases 71 to 370 code for a protein of 99 amino acids. Gene Ontology annotation, cellular component: chromatin; nucleus. The record is from RefSeq and is a predicted model, not a curated record. Gene Ontology annotation, biological process: regulation of gene expression; chromatin remodeling. Gene Ontology annotation, molecular function: chromatin binding; ATP-dependent chromatin remodeler activity; DNA binding.
AUUAAAGAACAUCCUGUGGAGAGCAGUGAUCAUUGAUGAGGCUCACAGACUGAAAAAUAAGAACUGCAAAAUGUUGGAAGGACUCAGAGAACUACACAUGGAGCACAGGGUGCUAUUGACUGGUACUCCUCUUCAGAACAGUGUGGAUGAAUUGUUUAGUUUGUUAAAUUUCUUGGAGCCGUCACAGUUCCCCUCAUUACAGUUAUUCCUCCAGCAGUUUGGGGAUCUUAAAACUGAAGAACAAGUUGAAGAAUUACAAAGUGUUCUCAAGCCAAUGAUGCUUAGAAGACUCAAGGAAGACGUUGAGAAAAGUUUAGCACCAAAAGAAGAGACUAUCAUUGAGGUAAACACUUAUUUACAUGUACAUUAA